Mesorhabditis spiculigera is the source of this 483-nucleotide messenger RNA. NCBI's taxonomy places the organism in Eukaryota, Metazoa, Nematoda, Chromadorea, Rhabditida, Rhabditidae. The record is from the annotation of a GenBank genome assembly.
AUGUUUACGUCUCUAAUCGCAGGAAUAUUAGUCCAAGUGUCAUUUGCCCUCGCCGUCGUCGUCGGGUGCGCGCCGACCAAGUCGCCGAAAGAGCGCACGAAGACGAAAAGCCCGUCACCCCCUGCGUCGCACGUGCCGUCGACCGCGCCGUCGACGCUCGGCGCCAGCACGGCGACCAGCCUGCACGAGCGACGCCACUGGAAGCCCGACCAGAAUGAGCUGCUACCGCCUAAAACGCCGGUGCACCAGCACCCCGCCGGCGCCGCGCCCCUUGAGGUGACGCUGCCCGAGGAGGCGAAUGUCUACAUGGGAUGCGCCGACUUGGGGCCGGCAGCAAUGAAACGAAUUCAUCGGCGGCUCGAACUGCUCAGCUCGGAGAUGGAGAUGCAGAUGGACACGGCGCCGCCGACACAGGGCGAGAAAAGAGUCAAAAUCCUCGACCGCUGUGAGGUGUGGACGACGAAGAACGCCGGCAUCAGCAGC